AAAAUGACAUUUUAGGAGGAGGGGCCGGCCAAGGUGGGUGUGGUGGAGUUCAAAGGAAGGAGGUUAGCGGGCAGUGAGGAGGAGCAGGCAGAGUGAGAGCAGAGCAACCGUCUUUAGGGCUUGGUGGGAUUAUAAUCGGAAGGUCAUGCUCUUUCGCGUUUUAGCGUCAGCUCAGCUAUAGUAGUAGUCAGCAGUCAGUCUCCUGCAUUGUGCCUCCGCGAUUGUGUUUCUCAUUUGGCGGUUUUGUGGGUGAGACUGCACGUCAUGGGUGCUUCGCAGCUUACUUGGAGAGCCCUCCUGCUUCUCCUUUUCUUUUGGGGCCUGAUCUCCCUAUCCUCUGCGGCCAGGCUUGGUGCUUCUCGCCGGAAGUUCGAGCUCAACAAGCAUUUGAAACGGCUGAACAAGCCCGCCAUUAAAACCAUCCAGAGUCCAGAUGGGGAUAUUAUAGACUGCGUGCAUAUAUCUAAGCAGCCGGCCUUUGAUCAUCCUUUCCUCAAAGAUCACAAAAUUCAGACGAGGCCAAAUUUCCACCCCGAAGGGCUUUAUGACGUUAACAAGGUGUCUGAAUCUAAAGAAAAAUCAAUGCCCAUAACUCAGUUGUGGCAUGUAAAUGGUAAAUGCCCAGAAGACAGCAUACCCAUAAGGAGAACGAAGGAAGAUGAUGUUCUAAGAGCUAGUUCAGUCAAGAGAUAUGGAAGGAAGAAGCGCAGGACAGUCCCUAAGCCUAGGUCGGCCCAACCGGAUCUAAUUAAUCAGAGUGGUCAUCAGCAUGCAAUAGCUUAUGUUGAAGGGGAUAAGUACUACGGAGCCAAAGCCACCAUAAAUGUGUGGGAACCCAAGAUACAGCAACCCAACGAAUUUAGCUUGUCUCAGCUUUGGAUUCUUGGGGGCUCAUUUGGUGAGGACCUUAACAGCAUUGAAGCAGGUUGGCAGGUUAGUCCAGAUCUUUAUGGUGAUAACAACACACGGCUAUUCACCUACUGGACGAGUGAUGCGUAUCAAGCUACGGGUUGCUACAAUCUCCUGUGCUCUGGAUUCAUUCAGGUCAACAGUGAAAUAGCAAUGGGUGCAAGCAUCUCUCCUGUAUCGGCCUACCGCGAUGCCCAGUACGACAUUGGCAUACUUAUCUGGAAGGAUCCAAAGGAGGGGCACUGGUGGAUGCAAUUCGGGAAUGACUACGUGUUGGGGUAUUGGCCGUCUUUCUUGUUCUCAUAUUUGGCAGACAGUGCAUCCAUGAUUGAGUGGGGAGGGGAGGUUGUGAAUUCGGAGCCGGAGGGUCAGCAUACCUCUACUCAGAUGGGCAGCGGUCAUUUUCCCGAAGAGGGAUUUGGGAAGGCAAGCUACUUCAGGAAUAUUCAGGUUGUUGAUAGCUCCAACAAUCUCAAGGCACCCAAAAGUAUUGGCACCUUCACAGAGCAGUCAAACUGCUACGAUGUCCAAACCGGCAGUAAUGGGGAAUGGGGCCAUUACUUUUAUUAUGGAGGCCCCGGUAAAAACCCUAAUUGUCAAUGAAAUUACUUUAAAAGAAGAAAGACAAGCGUAGAUCUUAGCUUCUUUUCUUAACUACUACCCUCCAAAAUCCCAUGUAACAUGUAUCAUUCCAUCUAGGGCAAGGCCAUUCUCUCUUGUAUACCCUCGUUUUUUGCUUUCUGUAGGGCUGGGUAGAAACGUGAUCUUUCUGUAGUGGGAAGUUUUGACUGUUUUUUCUAUAUCGCAAGAUGGAAGAUUCUCCGUGUAAGUCGGUGGGGAAGCGGCCAUGUUUCUUUGUUUGGGGGGGGGGGGGACUCAAGAAACAGGCGUCCAUAGCAUCAUUGUAUUUUAUUAGUUUGCUUGCUCCCCUCUGGGGAGUGUUUGUUGGUGGUGACAAAUGAAUGGAUAUGAACGAGUUUCUCCGUAGCCGCGAGGAAGCUGCUUAAUUGACGGUAACGAGCAUCCUAGACAGGAAAGCUCUGUCUAUGGUUGACGACGAGUCAGCGAAGAAAAUAAAAAAGAAAAAACUGUAAAAAGAUGCUUUUGUGGGGAUGCAUGUGAGGAGCUGACAAUGCUUUAUCUGUAAUUCAUGAUUAUGUGUAAGAAGGCCCCACCUUCAUCA
Molecule: messenger RNA, 2092 nt
Organism: Prosopis cineraria
Lineage: Eukaryota; Viridiplantae; Streptophyta; Magnoliopsida; Fabales; Fabaceae
Exons: 7
Coding region: 265-1512 (415 amino acids)
Source: RefSeq, a predicted model, not a curated record